AUGUUUCGCACUACAGUUCGCAGGUUCUCUACCUCUAUCACACGGGCCUCUGAGUUCGCAUACACACAGCGAGUUUCUCAGGCACAAGGCACCGUCAAUGGCUUCGUUGGUGCAAUCGGUAGGACGCCAUUAAUCCGUCUCAACAAACUUAGCGAUGAGACUGGUUGUGAGAUUCUCGGAAAAGCCGAGUUUAUGAACCCUGGCGGCAGCGUAAAAGAUCGUGCAGCUCUUUACGUCGUCAAAGAUGCUGAAGAACGCUCUCUUCUUAAGCCAGGUGGUACCGUCGUUGAAGGUACAGCCGGAAACACCGGUAUUGGACUUGCCCACGUCUGUCGCUCAAAGGGCUACAAAUGCGUGAUCUACAUGCCCAACACUCAAUCCCAGGGUAAAAUCGACCUCCUCCGCCUUCUGGGUGCUGAAGUAUACCCAGUUCCUGCGGUUGCCUUCGAAAACCCAGAGAAUUACAACCACCAGGCGAAACGACAUGCCGAGAAAUUGGAGAACGCUGUAUGGACUAACCAGUUCGAUAACACGGCGAACCGACGGGCGCAUAUCGAGACAACUGGACCUGAGAUUUGGGAACAAACUGGCGGGAAGAUCGAUGGAUUCACCUGCUCUACUGGAACUGGAGGUACACUGGCGGGUAUCACAAGAUAUUUGAAGGAGAAGAGUGAUGGGACAGUCAAGAGUUUUCUGGCGGAUCCUCCUGGAUCGGUGUUGUAUUCGUACAUCACAUCUGGAGGGAAAUUAAAUGAAAGAACGGGAAGCUCGAUAACAGAGGGUAUUGGACAAGGACGUGUCACUGAUAAUCUAAAGCCAGAUAUCGAACUCGUGGAUGGUGCGCUACAUAUCGCGGAUGAAAAGAGUAUUGAGAUGGUGUACAGACUGUUGGAUGAGGAAGGGUUGUAUAUGGGAGCUAGCACAGCUUUGAAUGUCGUCGCAGCAUACGAAAUGGCGAAGAUCUUGGGACCCGGAAAGACGGUUGUUACUGUUCUGUGCGAUGGAGCAUACCGAUAUGCCGAAAGACUUUUCAGCAGGAAAUGGCUGGAGAGUAAGGGCUUGGUUGAAGCGAUUCCACCACACUUGGAGAAGUAUAUUGUCUUACCAUAG
This is a messenger RNA of Orbilia oligospora ATCC 24927, 1110 nucleotides long. RefSeq lists its product as uncharacterized. Gene Ontology annotation, cellular component: cytoplasm. The transcript is spliced from 3 exons. Gene Ontology annotation, molecular function: cysteine synthase activity. The record is from RefSeq and is a predicted model, not a curated record. Bases 1 to 1110 code for a protein of 369 amino acids. NCBI's taxonomy places the organism in Eukaryota, Fungi, Ascomycota, Orbiliomycetes, Orbiliales, Orbiliaceae.